AUGGAUGAAGAAUUGAAAUGUCCGGUUUGCGGAUCACUUUUCAAGGAUCCUAUCAUCCUGCCCUGCUCUCACAAUGUGUGUUCGGCCUGUGCACGAAACAUCAUUGUACAAACGCCGGAGGGUGAGACACCCCCUCAUAACAGGGCAUCGGGGAACUCCGACUAUGAUUAUUUGGAUAUGGAUAAAAUGAGCAUGUACAGCGAAACGGACAGCGGCUACGGUUCGUACACACCGUGUUUGAAGUCCCCAAACGGCGUACGAGUAUUCCCACCCUCCUUGGUGCACCGUCACUGCUCUAUCACCUGUCCGCUCUGCCACCGGAGUGUCUCGCUGGACGAACGGGGGCUGCGGGGCUUUCCGCGGAACCGACUGCUUGAGGCAAUAGUCUCCAGGUAUCAGCAAAACCGUGCGGCGUCAGUCAAAUGCCAGCUGUGCGACCGCAACCCUGUUGAUGCCACCGUAAUGUGCGAACAAUGUGACGUGUUUUACUGUACCCCGUGCCAGCAGCGAUGCCACCCAUCCCGUGGGCCCUUGGCCAAACACAAGUUGGUCCCGCCGACCCAAGCUGCGGGCGCCGCGAGCCAAGAACAACAGCAACAAGGCAAUGCAAUUGCACGCAAACCGGCAACAUGCAUCGACCAUGAAGCAGAAAACUACAGCAUGUACUGUCUCAACUGCAAGAUCCCGGUGUGUUAUCAGUGUCUCGAGGAGGGCAAACAUGGAAAACACGACGUAAAACCGUUAGCAGCCAUGUGGAAACAGCACAAGUGUCAGCUCUCUCAGGCUCUGAAUGGAGUGUCAGACAAAGCCAAAGAUGCCAAGGAGUUUCUGGUUCAGCUGAAGAACAUGCUACAGCAGAUCCAGGAGAAUGGUGUGGAGUUUGAGGCAUGUCUGGUGGCUCAGUGUGACUCCCUCAUUGAAGCUUUGACUCGACAGAAGGCCAAGCUGUUGACCAAGGUCACCAAGGAACGAGAGUGCAAGCUGAAGGUGGUUCGUGACCAGAUCACUCACUGCACCAUGAAGCUGAGACAGACAACAGGAAUGAUGGAGUUCUGUCUGGAAGUGAUCAAAGAAAACGACCCCAGCGGCUUCCUGCAGAUCUCGGACGCGCUGAUCAAGCGUGUACAGAGUUCUCAGGAGCAGUGGGUCAAAGGAGCGUUGGAACCUAAAGUGUCUCCUGAGUUUGCCCUCACACUCAACACAGACCCUUUACUGCAGUCUAUUCUGCAACUGGACUUCACACAGAACAAAGACGAGCAGGAGACUCCGUUAAUGAAACAAAUGCAUGCAGGUGGACAGAAAGAGACGGAAAACGCCGGAGCGGACACGCCCACCGUGCCCCCUCCACCUCUGCUGCAGCUGGAGAAAUGUUGCACCAGAAAUAACAGCGCCACUCUGGCCUGGAGGAUAACUACCACACCAGUGUUCCCAGUAGAAGGAUACGUGCUGGAGUUGGACGAUGGGAACGGGGGCCAGUAUCGGGAGGUAUAUGUGGGGAAGGAGACAGUCUGUACAGUGGAUGGGCUGCAUUUUAACAGCUCUUAUAACGCAAGAGUCAAAGCCUACAGUUCGGCUGGGGUUGGGCCUUACAGCAAGACUGUGGUUCUCAAGACAUCUGAUGUGGCCUGGUUCACCUUUGACUCCAGCACGGCUCACAGGGACAUCGUUUUGUCCAACGACAACCAGACGGCGAGCUGUAACAGCUACGACGACCGUGUGGUCCUGGGAACGGCGGCCUUCUCUAAAGGCGUCCAUUACUGGGAGCUCACCAUCGAUCGCUAUGACAACCACCCAGACCCUGCCUUCGGGGUGGCGCGCAUCAACGCCAUGAAAGACGUGAUGUUAGGGAAAGACGACAAAGCCUGGGCGAUGUACGUGGACAACAACCGCUCCUGGUUCAUGCACAACAACUCUCACACCAGCAGGGCGGAAGGUGGAAUCACUAAAGGUUCCACAGUGGGAAUUCUGUUGGACCUGACCAAACACACGCUCACGUUCUUCAUUAAUAAGGAGCAGCACGGGCCUGUCGCCUUUGAGAAUCUGGAGGGAGUCUUCAUGCCUGCCGUCAGCCUGAACCGAAAUGUCCAGGUUACUCUGAUUACAGGUCUGGAGGUGCCAAAGAAUAUGAAGUAG
Chanos chanos (milkfish) is the source of this 2133-nucleotide messenger RNA. It is a transcript of the gene trim67, whose product is annotated as tripartite motif containing 67. The coding region runs from base 1 to 2133 and encodes 710 amino acids. Lineage: Eukaryota; Metazoa; Chordata; Actinopteri; Gonorynchiformes; Chanidae. Gene Ontology annotation, molecular function: protein binding; zinc ion binding. Gene Ontology annotation, cellular component: cytoplasm. The transcript is spliced from 11 exons. The record is from RefSeq and is a predicted model, not a curated record.